This is a messenger RNA of Aspergillus tanneri, 1173 nucleotides long. RefSeq lists its product as uncharacterized. The transcript is spliced from 2 exons. Bases 1 to 1173 code for a protein of 390 amino acids. The record is from RefSeq and is a predicted model, not a curated record. NCBI's taxonomy places the organism in Eukaryota, Fungi, Ascomycota, Eurotiomycetes, Eurotiales, Aspergillaceae.
AUGAUAAGAACGCGCUACUUUGCAUACUUUUACCUGUUAGCUCGUCUUCUGCCUCUAAUGUUCGGAGGUCUAACACAAGCUGCCCUCAACAAAAAUCCAUCGUUGAUGAGUAAAUCUUCUCCUGCCACCAAGGUUGGAAGCAGCUUGAAUACCACAAGUCUCUCAUUCCAUCCAGAUUUGACCCUUGUACAAAAACGAUUAAUUACGACCAUUACCAUCUCCUCCACAUCUACAGACACAACUGACUGCGGUUGCACUGAAAGCACGACCUGGCUAAGCACAGCUACCGUGUCACCUUCCACACUCCCAAGCACUACGACUGCCAAAUCUACUAGUUCUGAGAACCCAACCAUCACAACUUCUACGACUCCAGUAGCUCCGGCUACGUCCACUGUCUGGAGGAAUUCGACGGAAACUUCCACACGGCUCUCCACCUCAGUGGUUGGUACUACUAUCACAUCGACAGAGUGGGAGACUAGAACAGUUAACACGACAACCACGGAGACUGCGACCUACUUGAGUACUGUCUCUCUUACAAAGGCCACAACGCUUACAGCGCCUGUUACAGGGACAUUUUCGAAAACGGCUACCAACACAGUAACUGACUCUAUCACCACAACUAUUCCAGCUGACGGUACGACAAUCUCUAUCCCAGUAACCAAAACAAUAUCAAGACAGGAGACAGUUACCAUCACUACUACUAUCCCACUCGACAAUAACAGUCACUGUUCCAAUAAUGAGAACAAUAUCAGGACAGGGGACGGCCGUUUUACAGAUGAGCCCUUGCCUAAAAAUACCCCUACUGCACCAGAUACGACAUCGGGUAACACAGAUGCAGGCCUUGUUUGGGAGACUACACUAGAAGUUACAUCGACUGUGUUGCCCUCGUUGGGCUUGCCGGCCACAGCCACCACCGAGAAACCAUCGCAGAAUUAUCAAUUUGCCCUACCCGUAUUACGAAUCCUACCUAUACCCCACCAACGCCUCUGCCUACAGACUACACCUGGGGGUGCCCUCCAGGUUAUCUCUGCCAUCCACAGAAGUCAGCGCUCGAUGGGGACUGCAACUUCGAAGCGGGGCCUCCCGCCGAUAUAUAUGUAUGCCGCCCCGAAGAAUGCAUCCCCGGCCGCCGCUUCUAUACGCAAUAUUGGGGCCCCCAGUGACAUCAGAUAG